AUGAAGCUGCUUGAGGCUAUCGUCUGUACCGCAGCGCUGAUGCCGCUUGCCGUUGCGGAUUGGCAAUUCAAGUCUCGAACCGACCUGGCCCCGCCUCGUUUGAACAUCACUAUCCCGGCUACCGAGGAUGUUGAGAAGGGUUAUCUCUUCAUCGCGCCUUUCCCGGGCCAGUGGGCAGAACCGCAGUUUCACGGCCCGCGCCAGGAAGCUCCGUACAUUGUUCGUGAUGACGGUGAGCUUGUUUGGUCGGGUUAUACCUACUUCUCCAUCUGGGCAGCCAACUUUCAAAAAGCCCGAUGGAAUGGUCAGGACAUACUUUUCAGCUUUGAGGGUGAUCAUAACCCGGCAUAUGGACAUGGUCAUGGCCACGCUACCAUCCUGAACCAGCGUUAUGAGACAAUUCGGGAGCUUCGCGCCGGCAACCACAAACUCAUGGAUAAGCAUGAAUUUCAUGUUGUCAAUGAGAAGACUGCCUUGCUUCAGGUUUACCAGCCUGUGCCGAAGGAUCUCUCCCGCUGGGGCGCCAGUCCUGAGCAGCAAUGGAUUGUCGAUGCGAUCUUCCAGGAGUUGGAUAUCACGACUGGAGAAUUGCUCUUCGAGUGGUCCAGCCUCGAUCACGUGUCCCCCGACGAGGCAGUUCUUCCUCUCAAUCCCGGUCAAGCGGGCGCAGGCUUUAACUCAUCCGACGCAUGGGACUACUUUCACAUCAACUCUGUGGACAAGGAUGUCGAAGGUAAUUACCUCAUCUCUGCACGGGAUGCUUGUGCAGUCCAUAAGAUAAAUGGUACCACCGGUGAGAUCAUCUGGCGACUGGGUGGUUUGCGCUCAGACUUCGAGCUCGGACCCAACGUCAAGUUCUGCUUCCAGCACCACGCGCGCUUCGUCGAGCAGAAUGCUGAUGAGGAGAUCAUCUCUCUGUUUGAUAACUCCGCUCAUGGAACCGAAAACCACCGUGGCAAAGAGGUCCACACUCAUCCUUUCUCACAGGGCAAAAUCAUUUCUGUCAACACUGCCACCUGGAGUGCGGAAAUUGUCCAGGCCUUCCAACCUCCUGAUGGGCUCCUCGCCAAGUCCCAGGGUAGCACUCAGCUGUUGCCCAAUGGCAAUGCCCUGGUCAACUGGGGCUCCGAGGGAGCUGUGACCGAGUUCCAGGGAGAUGGUACUCCAAUCUUCCACGCUUAUAUGGACUCGGGGCUGUUGGGCGAGGGUGUUCAAAACUAUCGGGCAUUCCGGUACAAUUGGACUGGCCUCCCAACAGAAGACCCGGCAAUCGUUGCUGAACGAACUCCCACAGGCACCGAAGUCUUUGUUUCUUGGAAUGGUGAUACUGAGACGGCGGUUUGGAGAUUCUAUGCCAUCACAGACCAAUUUGGAUCCCGGGAAUUUUUGGGCGAGGCUACACGUGAUGGAUUCGAGACAUCUUUCCUUUUGACAAGUCAUACAUACCAUAGCUUGGCUGCUGAGGCUGUCUCCGCUCACGGUCGGGUCUUAACCACCACUCGCGUUGCUCAUAUCCAGGACCCGGUGCUUCCUCCUGGUGCUGGCGUUGUGGGGCCUGAGGAUCGUAGCACUUGGAAACAGCUGAUCUUGCAGGCUUAG
Messenger RNA from Penicillium paradoxum, 1599 nucleotides. RefSeq names its product arylsulfotransferase family protein. Bases 1 to 1599 code for a protein of 532 amino acids. Lineage: Eukaryota; Fungi; Ascomycota; Eurotiomycetes; Eurotiales; Aspergillaceae. The record is from RefSeq and is a predicted model, not a curated record. The transcript has 3 exons.